AAAAUGAAUGAAUGAAUACUAUUAGAACUUUAAUAAUGAUGUAGCGUGCAUGAGAAAUUGGAAAGGAAAUCCUAUCUCUUUGACCACAGUGUCAAUUAUUAAGAAUAGCUUCGAAACCAGUGUUGUAAUAGCGGUAAGCGGCAUGAAGAAUGGGGUAAGUAUAACACACGUCACACCAACAGCUGAGUAGCAUAGCUCACAUUUUAAAGCACAUGCAGAGGUAGAUGAAGCAGUUGGAUGCCGACUGUUCAUAUUUCAAAUGCAGCAGAUUUAGUAGGAGCAUUUGGUUCUAAUGACUUAUAGAGUGUCAAUAAAGGCUAGCGAUCAGUAAUCUAUUCAUAAGUAACAUUUUUAAUACUGUCAUGAAAUAAUGGGGAUAGGAAUGAGCAUAACUACUACAGUAUGUCUACUACAGUACAUCACCAUCAUCCCGCAUUAGGUUGGUGCUCCAGUUGCACCUCAGAGUGACACAUCUGUCCUUUCACGGUCCACUGAAAACAACAAGAGGGGUGCACGUGAGAGGGUCAUAGUGAGGGGGGGCGGCACGCUGCAACUGCAUGAGGGAGAGCUCAACACAGCUCAGCAAGCGAGUCGCCGCUGUUACGCAAGAGCUUAGUCGUCCGGCCCAGCUGGAGAUCAGAGAGCAAGAGCGAAAGAGUGAAAGAGAGUUGUAGAGAGGGAGAGGAGCAAACAGAGUGAGCAGCAAAGCACAGGAGGAACACAAACACUCACUCGCUCUCUUUCUCGGCUUUAGCCUCUUGCAGGAUGCCAGCAUCGUGGAUUGUUCUCUUGCCCGUGAAGCAAGGAGUGGGACACCUCUGGGUGCUGCUACUAUGCACGCUGGUUCCGACCCCAGGCUCAGAGCCCAUCUCGGAGGACUUGCACAACUUUACUGCUCUGAUGCUGCCAGGGAAUUGGACCGCCACCACCAUCCAGCUGCAGCCUGACCUGCAGACAGACAGCGAGACGACAACAGAGGUACAGACGGAGACGCCGACACCAACCAGCAACUACUCAGGCCUGUCUUGUAUCUCCAUCCUGCCACCACGUCGAGGUUCCUUCUACGUCGAAAGCGGCACGGGGGUGUCAAUCGGCAGCGCUUUGGCCUUCUGGUGCCGUGAGGGCUACCAGCUGGUGGGCAGCGAUAAAAUCUACUGUAACGUCCGCAAUGGUAAAGCACAGUGGAGCAACUACCUGCCUGUUUGUGAGGCCAUCCCCAGGCCGGAGGACCGUGGAUUGAGAGUAGCAGUGCUGGCGUCAGUGGUGAGCGGUAUCGUCAUCCUCGCCAUGUCACUUUCCUUCCUCAUUUGCUGCCUGCAGGAACGAUCCAGCAAGAAAAAAGCCAAAAAAGAAAUUCGGACCAGGCGCAGGGAAAAGCGUUCCACCCGUCGCAAUGAGCGAUGGCUGGAAAGAGAGGAAGGAGAGUGGGAGGCGUUCCCUCCUCCUAAAAUAUUCCAUUUGUCCCAGAGGAUGAACCCCCGCCUGGCACCGGACAGCCCCCUAUACUUGACUGGAGGCCUCAGUGGAUAUGAGAACAGAGGAUAUCAGAGGAGCCAAGAGAGUCUACUUAAGGCGCCCACACCUGGCAUCUACCGCUCCGAGUCCCAGCUCUACCCACACGUGGUCCUGCAGAGGGUCCUGCCCCCGACGGCGCCCUCCGCCCCUUCGGCUCCCUCUGCCCCGCUCUACCUCCACCUUCCCACCUCCUCUUCCACCGCCUCCACGCCUGCGCACACGACAACCCACUCUCAGGCUCACAUGACGGGGCAGUACCCCACGCCCACAUACCCUCCUCACCCCAACACUACUGCGCCACCGUUCCACCACCAGCCCGUCCCGGCGCCAAUCUACCCUAACCCCAACCCGACGCCACAGCAGCCAUGGCAGUGAGUUUUACUAUGAAUGCAAAGAUGGACGUCUCCAGCAGGAAGUCAACAGGUGUUUCCUGAGCCUGUGUCGCCGUCGGCAGCCAAAACUACAGUCAGUAGGACGGUUGUGGAGGUUCUGUUCUAAUCACCUUGGGUUUGUCCGUUUGUUGAGUUGUUGGUGUGGAAUUUCUCGUGUACAGUUUUUUAUAUAAAAACCCAAGUUAGGUGUUCUUCUAAGACAGACGGGGAUCGCUCCUUCCCACACAAACUAACAGGGUACUUUGGUUAUUAUGUGUAUUAUUUUGGGGGGUGCUAAAUCAAAAAUGUGCUGUUUUAGUGGCUUUAAGGAUGCUUUCUCUCUCUGCAGGGGUGUCCAAACUUUUUCCAGCAAGGCUCGCAUGCAUAAAAAUUGAAAGACGCAGGGACCACUUUGAUACAUUUUCUACAUUAAAGAUGCUAAAACCAAUCCAAUGUAAUGUAGGUCAAUAUAUGCUAAACUUUAUGACCAGCCACAUCUUUGUGUUAUACUAUGUAUCUGGUAACUAAUAAUAUUUAUUUUUACAGUGCAGGCGCACUUUGGACACCCCUGACUGACUAAAUGUCUUUAUUUACUUAUUUAUAUAACAAAUAUGUUUGUCAAAUCGACUGUGAGUACAAACUGCACUGAAUCUGUAGCUUUUGUUCACAUGUGCUAAGAACAGUGGACGUUGCAUUUAAUGUUUUAUGACUGUAUAUUGAAAUGUCUGCCCAAACCCUAUCAACUGUUGCUGAAGUCACUUUAACUGUGCGGCUUUGUAUUUUUAACAGUAGCACUAAAGUAGCCACAGUAUUCAGAUUUGCACUUUACAAAGUUUGUCUUUUGGAAAUAUUUUUGUUUUAUCAUGACAGCUGUAUUACCAAUAAAUGAUUUUUUCUCAAGUUGAAUAGCGUACUGUGUGUUUUCACCAUUU
Molecule: messenger RNA, 2818 nt
Organism: Doryrhamphus excisus (bluestripe pipefish)
Lineage: Eukaryota; Metazoa; Chordata; Actinopteri; Syngnathiformes; Syngnathidae
Source: RefSeq, a predicted model, not a curated record